Molecule: messenger RNA, 1658 nt
Organism: Candidula unifasciata
Lineage: Eukaryota; Metazoa; Mollusca; Gastropoda; Stylommatophora; Geomitridae
Source: the annotation of a GenBank genome assembly
UGUCUACCCACGUCAGGUUAGUGUCUACCUACGUCAGGUUAGUGUCUACCCACGUCAGGUUAGUGUCUACCCACGUCAGGUUAGUGUCUACUCAUGUCAGGUUAGUGUCUACCUACGUCAGGUUAGUGUCUACCCACGUCAGGUUAGUGUCUACUCAUGUCAGGUUAGUGUCUACCCACGUUAGGUUAGUGUCUACUCAUGUCAGGUUAGUGUCUACCCACGUUAGGUUAGUGUCUACCCACGUUAGGUUAGUGUCUACCCACGUCAGGUUAGUGUCUACCUACGUCAGGUUAGUGUCUACCGACGUCAGGUUAGUGUCUACUCAUGUCAGGUUAGUGUCUACUCAUGUCAGGUUAGUGUCUACCCACGUCAGGUUAGUGUCUACCUACGUCAUGUUAGUGUCUACCCACGUCAGGUUAGUGUCUACUCACGUCAGGUUAGUGUCUACUCACGUCAGGUUAGUGUCUGUCCACGUCAGGUUAGUGUCUGCCCACAUCAGGUUAGUGUCUACCUACGUCAGGUUAGUGUCUACCUACGUCAGGUUAAUGUCUACCCACGUCAGGUUAGUGUCUACCUACGUCAGGUUAGUGUUUACCUACGUCAGGUUAGUGUCUACCCACGUCAGGUUAGUGUCUACUCAUGUCAGGUUAGUGUCUACCCACGUUAGGUUAGUGUCUACUCAUGUCAGGUUAGUGUCUACCCACGUUAGGUUAGUGUCUACCCACGUUAGGUUAGUGUCUACCCACGUCAGGUUAGUGUCUACCUACGUCAGGUUAGUGUCUACCCACGUCAGGUUAGUGUCUACUCAUGUCAGGUUAGUGUCUACUCAUGUCAGGUUAGUGUCUACUCAUGUCAGGUUAGUGUCUACCCAAGUCAGGUUAGUGUCUACCCAAGUCAGGUUAGUGUCUACUCAUGUCAGGUUAGUGCCUACCCACGUUAGGUUAGUGUCUACUCAUGUCAGGUUAGUGUCUACCCACGUUAGGUUAGUGUCUACCCACGUUAGGUUAGUGUCUACCCACGUCAGGUUAGUGUCUACCUACGUCAGGUUAGUGUCUACCCACGUCAGGUUAGUGUCUACUCAUGUCAGGUUAGUGUCUACUCAUGUCAGGUUAGUGUCUACCCACGUCAGGUUAGUGUCUACCUACGUCAUGUUAGUGUCUACCUACGUCAGGUUAAUGUCUACCCACGUCAGGUUAGUGUCUAACCACGUCAGGUUAGUGUCUACCUACGUCAGGUUAGUGUCUACCCAUGUCAGGUUAGUGUCUACCCACGUCAGGUUAGUGUCUACCCACGUCAGGUUAGUGUCUACCCAUGUCAGGUUAGUGUCUACCUACGUCAGGUUAGUGUCUACCCAUGUCAGGUUAGUGUCUACCCAUGUCAGGUUAGUGUCUACCCAUGUCAGGUUAGUGUCUACCCACGUCAGGUUAGUGUCUACCCACGUCAGAUUAGUGUCUACCUACGUCAGGUUAGUGUCUACCCACGUCAGAUUAGUGUCUACCCAUGUCAGGUUAGUGUCUACCCACGUCAGGUUAGUGUCUACCCACGUCAGGUUAGUGUCUACCCACGUCAGGUUAGUGUCUACCCACGUCAGGUUAGUGUCUGCCCACGUCAGGUUAGUGUCUACCCACGUCAGGUUAGUGUCUACCUACGGGGGUUGA